UAUGAUGGCUCCAUGGCUAAUUUAAUUUUUCAUAAGCUUCAAAUAUCGGAUUUAUUGUGACCUAAUACAUGAAAGAUUGACUACUUGCCUUUCGAUUUUGGAUUAUUUCAUUUUUAACAUUGGUCAUUUAUUUGUCAGGAGUGUGAAAUUACAACUCGAAUUAUUUUAACUAGAAGUUACGAAUUAUUUUAACUUUUUCUACCUCAUUACCAUUCAAACUCCCUAGAUACUAAAAUAAAAAAGCCUCUUCUUCUGCGUGUGACCCGUGGCAAAAAUCGCUAAAAUCUAUUUUAAUAACUUGAUUAUAAAUUAUAAGGGAACUGAAGUCGCAAAAAAACCGUCUGGUUAAUUCGAUAGGAUACCUUAUAGUUGCAUAUUUCUCUAGGGGGAAGAUUAUUUUUUACUUGGGAGGCGGAACAUCCCAGAAAUUGCUCCAUUUAACAGUCAUCUUAAGUUUCACGUUAUCCGUCAUUCUUAUUUUUCUAGUUACUUAUCUUUAUUUUAUGGUGUUUCUUACAAAAAAUGAAUAAACCUUAAUGGGUUUUUGACAUUUGCUCUCCAAUACGUCAAAAAAGGCUUCGCUUUUGGAUUUUAAAUAGAUUUAUCUCGAAUUGCGUUUUAAUCGCGGUUUAAAGAAAACCUCCCCCCGAAAGUUUGUCCGAAAAAGAAAUAUGAUUUCCUCUGUUACAAAAAGUAUACUUUAAACAUCGUUCAACCUGCUCGAUUAUAAAAACAGUUAUAAAACCCUAGACGGAUAUAAAAACAGUUCCCAUAGAAUACUUCACACUUCCAGAAGAGAAUCGUUUUUAAGAAUAAUUUUUUAGUGUAACUAAGACCAUAAUUAUUUGUUGUUUUCCUGUUAAGUUCAAAUUACUGAUCAAAUUUCUAUAACCUAUCCUAUUUCAUUCCGCUUUGUUCAGACAUUUGAUGCCAAUUUUUUCCGUUUUAGCAACUACAAGUUGUGCCAAAGUGACAGUCAUAUUUACAUAAUAUCAUUCUGUCCGAAGUUAACACCGCUGUACCAAGCAACCUUCCCUGUUUUCCUUGCUACUGGAUUUUAAACCAAAAAAAAACAGUAUUAAUUCUUUUAAAUACAGAAUUUAAAAAUUAUUUUGUUGACUUGUUACUGAAUUUAAAACUACAAAGAGCCACUUAUUCCUUGUCUGGCGUCAAGUUAUUUUUAAAUUUUUUCAACUUAAAAAAAUCAUGUUACCCUCCAGUGGAUAUCAAUAACAAAAAAGCUGAGUGAAAACUGGACAAAAAACGAAAGCAAACAUACAAAAAAGAAAUAUAUUUCUUCUUCUUUAAAUUGCUUUUUUAGAUCUUAAAUUUCAAAUUGCAAAUUUCCAUUUCAAUUAUUGCUUUAUUCCAUUGUGUUUUCCGCCAAUUCUGAAGUACAGUGUUACAAAUAGCAUUUAAAUAUGGCAUAUACUUUGAAUCCGAGCUUCGUAUUAAACAUGACGCCGACGGUGAAUGACUCACAAGACGACUCGUCGGACGAAGACGACAAUAUCCCGAAUAGUUUGCUGCUUCGUAUCCUGGACCCGACAGUGUACUUUCUACUCUGGUUUUCAACUAAUGUCGGCUGUGGCUUGAUCCUCUACCUCUUCUACAAGACUGAGCAGCUGAGAGAAGUGUCGGGCUACUUGAUGGUCACAAUCACAUGUAUCGACAUGUUCAUCGCACAGGUAAUAAUUCUGCCGACUGUGUUCUCGACAGCGUACGGGGAUGUACCUUGGAAGAACACCCCUCUGUGUACAUGUCAGGCGGCCGCCAACAUGUUCCUACCUAAUCUGAAGGCGGCUGUGAUCAUGACUUGUGCAGUAGACAGGACAAUCUCAAUCUCGCUCCCCUUCAAAUAUAUUCGAUAUGCAACCACAAAGGUGUUCUGGGUGGUGUUCGUGUGCAUCUGUCUGCUGAGUCUCACUCUGCCCAUCAUUUUGUUCGGGUUCCUCAGGUGGGAAACUGUGGGUGACCCCAACAGUGGCAUCUGCUGGCCUGUCGCAGACGAAAAGAACAUGAGAGGAAGAGGGCGUGGGGGAAAGGUGUACAAAGUUCUCCCAACAGUCGAAACAAGGGUCAAACGAGGGCCUAAAAAGACAAGGGGCAGAGGUGGUGCCUCGACUGUCUCAGCUGCAGAACAUGCAGGGUGGACGGUGAAACGAGAGAAAAUAUCCUCCAAACCCAGUAAACCUAUCACUAGUUCGAGUAGUUUAGUGCGCAGUGUCCCGUCUCCGAAAGUGGCUUCGUCUGGCGGGGAUAGUCGGGUUACGCCUCCUGGAUCAUCGAGGUCAGGAAUGACGACCCAGUUUCAUUCCACUCUGAGUGGAUCGGACUGGCCUCUGCCUUACUGCGCUCUCUGUGACAAACAAAUCUCAAUGCAGACCAAAUAUAAAAUUCACUUAGAGAGUAAAGAUCACAAAGCUCAGGAUCAGAUCAAACGGGAGAAGGAUAAGAGGAGGAACAGAAUGUAUGCAUGUAGUCUCUGUCCUGAAGAGGGACCCUGGAUCCACAAGAGACAUCUGAGACAGCACAUGCAAACAAAUCAGCACAAAAUGGCCUAA
Symsagittifera roscoffensis is the source of this 2564-nucleotide messenger RNA. RefSeq lists its product as uncharacterized. The transcript is spliced from 6 exons. Gene Ontology annotation, biological process: G protein-coupled receptor signaling pathway, coupled to cyclic nucleotide second messenger; chemical synaptic transmission. Gene Ontology annotation, molecular function: G protein-coupled serotonin receptor activity; neurotransmitter receptor activity. Bases 1422 to 2564 code for a protein of 380 amino acids. Lineage: Eukaryota; Metazoa; Xenacoelomorpha; Acoela; Convolutidae. Gene Ontology annotation, cellular component: dendrite; plasma membrane. The record is from RefSeq and is a predicted model, not a curated record.